This is a messenger RNA of Suillus discolor, 1148 nucleotides long. RefSeq lists its product as uncharacterized. The transcript is spliced from 4 exons. The record is from RefSeq and is a predicted model, not a curated record. NCBI's taxonomy places the organism in Eukaryota, Fungi, Basidiomycota, Agaricomycetes, Boletales, Suillaceae. The coding region runs from base 379 to 771 and encodes 130 amino acids.
CUUACACUGCCGCAACUAGGCUCCCGCUAUAGCUACACAUGAAGCCUUUGAAGCUUCGAGUUGAACAAGAGCUCUAAGGCACACAACAACGCAAAUUUACACCAGGGUCAAUCAAUCACCAGCUGAUAAAUUUUGUUAAGUUGGCAGUGCAGGGAGUCAUCGGUCGUGACCCUCUUCCUGAAAGGGCGACUUCGUACUCGACCUCUAGCCUCUAGGCUCUCGCACUUGUCCUGGAUACCGCUGUCUGAUCACAGACGGGAACGUUGACAUUGGUUCAUCUCAGCUCCCGAAAUUUGCUAAAAGACACCUCACGUUCGUUGUUCCUGGACCAUCCUUUUUUCUUCUGUACGAAGCUGUCAGUAUCACGGCUUGAUACCAAUGGUCCAGAUUACCCCCCUCCUCUGGCAGGCUCUUGUCACUGUCGCGCAAGCCCCUCCUGUCGCGCGCAAUGUCCAUCCCAACGCCCUCGCCGUCCGUCAGGUAAAUACGAGCGACCUCCCUUCUCAAUGCCAAAGCACGUGCCAAGUCAUCAAUACGAUAAGUGACUGCGACAACAGUCUAUCUUGCAUUUGCGUGUCGACCAUCGGAACCCAGCUUCAAACAUGCAUGGAUUGCCUUGUUACGGCCGAACCAUCUGCCUCGACAGACGCUGAUUCCGCCAUCGACAGCUGGAACGAAGCUUGUGGUGGAUCUCUUACUAGCUCUACUGCUAAUGGUAGUAGUAGUAGUGGCAGUAGCCCUUUCACACCACCAAGACAGGUGAUGCUGUGAGCAUAAGACAGCUUUGGGGCACUUGGCCUGAUCGUUUCCAUUGCUUGCGGUAUUAUCAUACUCUGAACAUGAGUGCCAACCUUAGUCUUUUAGGGCGGACCUUUCUUUGGGACAGAUGAUCAGCAUACCACACCAACCCUCCUUUCUUAACACUGGCAUAAGUACAACCUACUGUUAUCGAACAAUUUAACUAGUAAAAUAUUCGCCGCUAUGGCCCGGGCACGGUUUGCUCGUUGGUAUCUGCUGAAACAGGAAGAAUUAGCCUCGAAGAGGGUCGUCCGAAGUAAGACAAAUUGAAUACAAGGUUUGCAAUGCGUACCUGUUUGUUCUCUGGUUUCCGUCAUUACCUUGCGAAGCAAGGUCAUGUUGGAUGGCAC